Messenger RNA from Chlamydomonas reinhardtii, 8197 nucleotides. RefSeq lists its product as uncharacterized. The record is from RefSeq and is a predicted model, not a curated record. Bases 314 to 7660 code for a protein of 2448 amino acids. Gene Ontology annotation, cellular component: plasma membrane; actin filament; cortical actin cytoskeleton. Gene Ontology annotation, biological process: regulation of actin filament polymerization. Lineage: Eukaryota; Viridiplantae; Chlorophyta; Chlorophyceae; Chlamydomonadales; Chlamydomonadaceae. The transcript is spliced from 7 exons. Gene Ontology annotation, molecular function: actin filament binding.
AUUUAUCUAUUCCCUGUAUGCACAUGCUGCUGCAUCAAUUAGGUCGCUGGUAAAAAGCGCCUUGCCGAGAAGAGAACACUUGCGCGGGAAGCCUGCCCGGCAGUCAUUUUGCCUCGAAAGAACGGGCCAGCACAUAGCAGCUGGUACAUUUAUUCAAAAGUCUACCUGCCUCACACACACCGGUGUCCCAACGUUUGGGGGAGCAGCUGGUGCCAGAUACUAAUGGAAUUGCAGUCACGCUGACCAGGAUAGCACACUGGUGCUCCGCGCGGCGUUCUAGUUAUCGGGAUACCUAAGGCUCCGGUUUGCGGGCAUGGCAAGCCUUGCCAUCCUUGAGGCUGGUCCGCGCGGGGCUGACGGGCAUGCGACGGGUCUUCUCGGCUUACCGGCAGUCCUUGAGCGCCUUUCAGACCCGAGCCACCGUUGCCAGGGACCAGAGUUAACCUGUCUACUACAGGCGCUAUGCAAGCAGCUCAUCACCGCUGCGACAGACACCAACGUUGUUGUUUUCUCCUCAGCGGACCGGGCGCGAGCGGCUGCGUCGCGGUCAGCAGCAUCGGAGGUCGCGGCAGAGCUGUCUGUGGGCGCGCCAGAGCAGUGCAUUCCUUCGCCGGCGCUGCUGCUUACGGGAACUGCUUUCGCGCCGUCCUCGGCGCAAGCUCUACACCAUGACGGCAGCGCACUGGCGCUUCUGCCGGCCUCCGCGGCCUCCGCCAACGGCGGCAGCCCCGCUGACCUCGCCGCCCUCGCCGUCGCAGCCGCCCGCGGCGGCGGCGCGGCCGCCGCCGCAGCCGCCGUCGCAGCCGCCGCGGCCGCGGCGCACGCCGUCACGCGGCGCAGCCGCGCCGCCACCGCCGCCACCACCACCGCCGCGCCUCCCCCCGCCGCCGCGCCCGCCGGGCCUUCCGCCACCACAACCACAACUGCGGCCGCGGCCGCGGCGGCGCUUGCCGCCGGCCUGUCUCCCGCGGCAGUGACGCCGACGGCGGGCCUGGCGGGCAUGGUGGCGUCCGGCAUCGCGCUGCUGGUGGACCACCUGGAGCACUUCCACUACCGCGCCAAGGCCGUGGCCCUGGACGGCCUGCUGGCCCUCUCCGCCGUAGGCCUAGGGCCCGACCACCGCAUGGACCCAGCAGGAUUCUCCAUGCUGCCCAUGCCCGCCGGCGGAGCCGGCAGCGGCGGCGGCGGCUGCGCCGCAGGCGGCCUGCCGGCCGCAGCCGGCGGCGGAGCCGCUGCGGCGGCGGCUGCCGCCGCCGCGGCAGCGGCGCUGGCGGCCGCCGGCGGCAGCGUGGCCGGUGCCGGCGGCACCGGUAACGCGGAGGCGGAGGGCGCGGUGUCGGCGCUGGGCGGGUUGGGUCUGGGCGACUGGCUAGCGCUGCGGAUCAUCGGCGCGGGGGCGGUGCCACGGCUGCUGGAGCUGCUGACGCAGCGCACCGGCGUCAACUUUGUGCCUGUCCGGUUGGUGGCGUCGCAGGUGAUGCACAACCUGGCUCGCCGCCGCAACGCAGCGGUGCGGGCGGCUCUGGCCCGCUGGCGGCCGCUGCCGGGUCUGGUGAGCGGUCUGGACGUGGUGCUGGAGGACUCGCCCGACAUCGCGGCGCGGCUGCUGCUCAGCCUGGCGGACCUGCUGCCAGUGGCCUCACACCAGAUUGCCGGCGUCAUCCACAACCUUAUCGCCAAGCACGCACCGCAGUCGCAGCCACCGCAGACGAAUGAGGCCGCUGCUCAUGCGCCUGCGGCGGCCAAUCCAAUCAAGCAAGAGCAGCAGAAGCAGGGGCAGCAGGCCGCGGCGGCGGUGAGGCCGGGUCAGGGGCAGGAGCAGGAUGCGCGCAACGCGCCAGACCAAGGCCCCGCUGCCCAGGAUGCCGCAAACAAUGCCAGCAACGCAGAUGCUGCCAAACCGUCGCUCGAGCGGCAGCCGUCGGGCCAGCUGCCCCCGCACCCGCCCACCGCACCGUCCAAGGGCCGCAAGGCCAGGGCUGCCGGUGCCGCCUCCGGCGCGGCUGCGGCAGCGCCCUCGAUCGCCACCAACCGGCCCCGCCGCGGCGCCGGCCCCGCCUCCGUCGGCAAGGCCGCGGCGGCCAAUGCCGCGCCGCCUCCAGCCGCCGCCCCUGCCCAGGCGGCGCAGCCGCCUGCGGCGGCGCAGCCGCCUGCGACGGCGCAGCCGCCGCAGCCCGCCGCUGGAGGCGGCGGCGAAGCCACCGCCGCCGUCACCUCUACAGCGGCGGCGCAGCCGCCGCAGCUGGCGCACUUGGGCCUGGCUCCUGACGUGGACGUGCCGCUGGAGCAGCUGCUGCUGCGCGUGACGGGCUACUACAUGCGUCUGGCGCACAACGCGGUGCUGGCGCCGCCGCCGCUGCCGCCGCCGCCGCAUGUGAAGCCGCCCUUCGGCGAGGCGGAGCGGCGCGACUGCGAGCGGCAGCUCAUGACGCUCAAGGUAGAGGAGCACCGGCGGCGCCGCAAGGAGGCGGGCCAGAUCGAUUGCUGCGUGGCGGCGCUACUGGCCACGUCAUCGCUGCCUGCCGUACUUUUCGACGCCCUGUCGUACAGUCACAUUCGCGCUGUGGCGCUGCUGACCGGCGCGCCGGCGGCGGCGGGCCUCGGCGCCACCGUCAACGGCGGCCUGUGGCGUGGCCAGGACCUCCUGCCGUACAACCUCGCGCUCCUCACGAGCCUUGGCGGCGGAAUCGACGGCGGUGACUGGGGCGGCAGCCGCGGUGGCGGCAGCGCUGGCGUGCCAGCGGCGGCGGUGGCUGGCGGCGGCGGCUCCAUGGGGCUGCUGCUGGCGCCGCCAAGUACGGCGACGGCGCUGGCGGCGCAGCUGGGUGGCGGCGGCGGUUUGUAUGGCGGCGGCGCGCUGGCGAUCACGGCGGCGCUGGACCGCUUCUGGGGCCUUGAGCACCCCAGUGAGGCGGCGGCGGCGGCAGUGGCGGCGGCGAGUGACGCGGACGCCGACGACGCUGCGGCUGCCGAGGCCAGUGGUCGCCGCGGCGGUGGGCGGGUCAGUGGCAGCGGCGCGCUGGCGAUUGUCAACGGUUGUACGGGGCCCGUCGUACCAGGGGCGCCGUACGGUGACCGGCCCGUCAAUGACACGCUCAUGUCGCAGGCGGGUCAGCUUAUCCGUGUCAUGUUGGAUCGCGCCAUUCUGGCGGCGGAGGCUCUGCCCUCGGCCGUCAGCACCGCCGCCGCCGCGGCGGCCGCCGCGACAGGCGGCGGCGGCGGCGGCGCGCUGGGCGGCGGCGCCGGCGGCGCGAACGCUGGCCACCUGCUCGCACGCCACGCGGCGGCGGCGGUGGCGCUGGAGACGGCGCCGCUGGCGGUGCUGCGAGCCUUCGGCGGGGGCCUACUGGCGGUGCGGCGGCAGCAGAUGGCGGAGGCGGUGGUGGCGGAGGCGCCGCAGCUGCAGCGGCUGGCGGCGGCGCUGGCGGCAACCACGGGCAGCGCCGCUGCCGGCGUCGCGCAGGCGCGGCUGGCCCUGGGUUUGGCGAAUGUAUGGGCGUGCGGCUACGCUGCGACGGCGGUGGCGCGGCGGCGGCGCCAGCAGGAGGGCCGGCGGCUGCAGGCGCAGCUGCAGGCCCGAAUGGCGGCGGCCGCCAGAGCACCGGCUGCAAAGCAGCCGGCUGAUACCCCGCCGCUGAAUGCCGCCGGCACUGCGGCCGCAGCGGAGCUGCAGGCGCAGCCGGAGGCGCAGCCGGCUACUGCCGUUUGCACCCGCCGCGGCAGCCGGAGCCGGGCGACAUCCCGUGCUGGCUCGGGCGGCACCUCCAGCGACGCCGCCGCCGCCGCCAAGGAUGCCGCCGCCGAGGCGGAGGCUGCGGCAGUGCGCCGCAGCAGCCGCAUCAAGCGACGCCGUGACGGCGCCGCCACUGUGACGGCCCUGGACGGUGCCAAGGACGGAGCCUCCGCCGACGUCGACACCGAGCAGCUAGUCCCGUCGGCCGCCAGUGCCGACAUGGCCGCGGCGGCGGCGGCGGUGCCAGCUGUGGAAAGUCCCACAGACGCCGCGGUGGCCGCCAAGCGCUCCUGGCUUCUCAGCACUCUGGUCGACUUGCUCGCUGCGAGGUUUACGGAGACGCGAGGCAUGGCGGAGGCGCUGGAGCAGCAGCAGCGCGGUGACGGCGCCGGCUCGCAGCAGCAGCAACAGGCGGAGGCGGACAUGGCGGCGCUCGCCUCCGCCGCCGCGGCCGCGGCAGGGCAGUGGAUGGCGGCGGCGGCGGGCGGCCCAUGUAGCCCUGCCGACAAGCCGCGACAAGUGGCGGAGGCGCAGGCUGUGCUGCUGCAGGCACUGGCGCUGCUACUGCCGGGGCUGCAGCAGCACCACGCGCGGCGGCUGGUGGACGCCGGCGCCGCGCACUGCGCCGCCGGUGUGCUGCGCGCCGCCGCGUCAGCCGGCGGCGGCGGCGGUGGCACUGACAGUGCCACGUACGGCACUGCCAGCGGCAGGUCCGGCGCUGCCGGCGGCCAGGGCGCCUCGCCGCCGACGCCUGCUACUGGUGCUGAGGGCGACACACCGUCAACGGCGGCGGCGGCGGCGACAGGACCUGCGGCAGCGGCCGCUGCUGGUGUGGAGGAGGCGCCGCGGUGGAGUGAGGAGCCGCUGCACGGCGUGACCGCCGCGCAGGCGCUGGGCCUGUUGGUGCAGCUGCUACAGCUCGCCAGCAGCGGUGGCAGUAGCAGCGGUGUCGGCGGAAGCGGCGGCGGUGGUGUGCCGAUGCCCGCCGCCUGUUUCGGCGCGGGGCUGCAGCACCCGGACGUGCUGGCGGCGCUGGGUGGCGCGGCGCUGUUGGACACGACGGCGACGGCGGCGACGGCGACGGCGGCAACACAGGCAGCCCCAGACUGUGCACCUGUGGUGGCCGCCGGCGCAGCGGCGGAUGCGAUGGCAGAGACGGCGUGCGGCGAGGGCGCAUCGGCGCGUUGCUGGGAACUACUGCGGCUGCUGGCGGGCGGCCAGAGGCCCUGCGCCGCACACGACGCGCUGCUUGGGUUGCUGCCGCCGCUCGUGGCGCUGACGCACGGCCCCGCGCGGCGCUGUGUGGCCGCUCGCGGCGCGCUGCUGCCUGUGCUGCUGCGGACCACCACCUGGAACCACAGCCGCAGCCAGCGGCAACGGCUGGUGGUGCAGGCGCUGGCGCUGUGGGCGCCACACAUGAUGCCGCUGCUGCUGCACCAGCCCCGGCUGGCGGCGGCACCGCCGCCCCAGGCCGACGUGCGGGCCCCGCUCGUCCCCGCCGCUGCCGAGGCUGCGCCCGCUGGCGCCGUCGCCAUCGCGCACAAGGGCCUUGUCGCCGCCAAGGCUGCACCUGGCACCGGAGGCCGCUCGACCUCCCAAAUGACACUGCCGUACGGCUCAAGCCGCGGCGGCGCGUCGAGCAGUGCCGUCGGCGGCGCCGGCGCCAAGUACGGCACGCCGUCGACCGUUGGCCCGGUGGCGCCAGGGAGCGAGGGCCCGCACGGGCAAAGGACGCCGCCAUGGGGCGGUCGUGGCGGCGGCGGCGCGGGCGGCGGUAGCACCGCCGCCGCGUCGUCGCUCCUGUCCCCGACCCGCCAUGUGCCUUUAUCCAUCGGGGCGCAGGUCGGUGGCGGCGGCGCGACGCUGGUACGUGGUGGUGGCGCCGCCGCGGCGGCGGCGGCGGCUGCCGGCAGCCGUGCGCGCCGCGGCAACAGUCGCCUUGCGGCCAUGUCAAUGGCAUCGCCGCCGCCGCCGCCAGCGGCGGCGGGUGUGCCGGCGCGCGCUGGCCGCGGCAACACCCAGCCCGCUGCAGCGCAGGCGGCGGAAGCUGCCGUUGCGGCCCUACAAGCGGAAACGUUGUAUGCUGCUGCGGCUGCUGACGGCGGGGAUGCAGCUGCGGCGGCUGCCGCCGCCGCCCUGGCGGCAGUGCGGGAGGCUGUGACGCCGGCGGCGGUGUGCGGCUUCAUUGAGGCGGUCAGUGAGCGCCUGGGCGACGUCGAAGUGGUCCAACACCUGCACACCAUCGGCUGGCUACGCGCGGUGUGCCACGGCUCGGAGGCGGCUGACGCAAGUGUGCGCGACAGCUGCCGCCGCACCGUCCGCCAGGUCGCCCGCGUGCUGCUGGCAGCGGCGCACCAGCAGCCGGACCGCCAGUGCCCGCAAGGGCACCAGGCGCGCGUGCUGCCGCCGCUGCUGCUCUCAGAGCUGCAGGCGGAGCAGGGCGGCAGUGCGGCCGCUGGCGCCGGCGCCGCGGGCCUGAGCGCGCUGCGAGCGCAGCUGCUCUCGCUGGAGCCGACCACGGCGGCGGCGCUGCUGCAGCCGCCCUCAACUGCGGCUGAGGUUGCUGCACUACCGGCGCAGGCGCUGGCCGCAGUUGAGGGCAAUGCAGUCGAGCCAGUGCAGGCGGCGGUGCAGGCACCGGCGCUUGCCGUAGGGGAGGAGGAGGUGCCGGAGCUUUUGCUUGGUUCCCAGCAAGAGGAAACACAGCCGCCACAGCCGCAGCUUCAACAGCCGCUGCCCCAGCCCCAGCAGCAGCAGCCCCAUGUGGCAGAGGUGGAGGCGGAUGACGAGGAGGUGGUGGUGGUUGCGGAGCUGAGGCUGCUCGUGACGGUGAAGGUGCAGCCCAAGGAGGAGCCGGCGCAGGAGGAGGGUGCAACGCAGGCGCCUGUGCGCCGCUCCACGCGACGCCGCGCAGCGAGCGCCGGCGGCAAUGCCGCGGCACCGACGGCAGCGGCCGGCAGCGGCAAGGGCCGCAAGGCUGCAACUGGCGGUGGGCGGCGUGGCGCGGCGGGAGCGGGAGGGGGCUCUGGAUCUCGUAAGGGCGGCCGCGCGGCAGCUGUCAAGGCCGAGCCUGCGUCGCUGCAGGAUGCCGGCUCGUUCGACGCCGCUGACGAGCUGACCGCCGCGGCGGUUGUGCCCCUGGCGGCGGACGUGGCGGCGGGAGCGGGAGCGGUGGUUUCUCCGUUGGCCAAGCGCCGGCGGCUGAGCCUGGAGGAGCAGGAGGAGGCGCGGGGCGGUGCCGCGGGCACAGACGCGCCGCGGGCUUGGGCGCCCGCCGCCAGGGGUGUGGUAAUCAAGGAGGAGCCCCUUGACGUGGCCGGUGGCGUGGGGUUCGUGGCGGAUGCCUUCGGCAGCGCUUCGGUACUGCUAGGCGGGGCUUUCCCGGCCGCGCCGGCCCUGGGCGCAAUGGCGGCGACGGUGGCGGCGGAGGCGCCGCAGGCGCUGCAGCUGCAGCUGACGGCGGCGGAGGUGCAGCUGGCAGGUGCGGUGCGUCGGGCCGCCAUGUCGCUAGAAGGCGCGCUGGCGGCGCGGCGGCACGACCUGGCGGCGCUGAGUGCGUCGGAGCAGGCGACGGCGGCGGCCGCCGCCGCCGCUGCCACGAUGGCGGUUGCUGCGGCUGCAGCGGCCGCUGCCGCGCCCCACCAGCAGCAGCAUGCACAGCCGCAGGCGGCCGCAGUAACGGGUGCGAAAAAGGGCACAGGCAAGGCUGCUGGUAAGGCGGCGGGUGUGGCCGGGCGCAAGGCCGCGCUGCCGCCGGUGGCGCCCCUGCCGGUUCCGGCGGCCGCGGCAGCCGCACACCAACCGCUUCCGUUGGCGCCGCUCAACGGCACCAACCAACACCAGGCACACCAGGCCGUUGCAGAUGCCGAGUUCCUCAACCGCACAUACCGAGGUGUCAGCAAGCGCCUCAACUUUGAUGACUUGUAGGCAUGUGCCUUGCUAAAAUUGUAGAUGUAGGUGUUGUGUUCCUACCAGCGUAGUUAAGUUGUGGCUGCAUCGAAACUUGCUUGUAUGGCAGGCCAGGGGCCGGAGCUUGAAGAACGUGCAAGCUUAGGAAGGUGCGCAGCGUUAGGUAGCCAGCACGAGCAUGCAUGCGUCAUAAAGCAGCCUUGGCCCUGGGCCGGUGUGGACGUUGACUCGUCGGAGAUUCAUGUUACGGUAGGUAGGAGGCACGGCAGGCAUGUUGAAGGACCACCAGUAGCAAGCAGGCUUAGGAAUUAGGAUAGAUGGAUUGUAGGAAGAUACCCUAGAUACAAGAGACCAUUCUCCGUUGGGUAUGGGGCGUUGACUCAAGAAGGUAGGACUCAACAAGCUGUCAGUUGAACUUUUGAAGUUUCUGGGGUCGUGGCCCGUGGGGAGCCCAGCAGCACUCUGGGCCACGACCCCAGAUGUUGUAGACUUGUGAUUAGGGUGUACACCCCCGUGCUCGCGAUGAGCCGCUGACGCAUGUAAACAUGGAACGUC